Orcinus orca (killer whale) is the source of this 6126-nucleotide messenger RNA. RefSeq names its product mannosidase endo-alpha (gene MANEA). Gene Ontology annotation, molecular function: alpha-mannosidase activity. The transcript has 5 exons. Gene Ontology annotation, cellular component: Golgi apparatus. NCBI's taxonomy places the organism in Eukaryota, Metazoa, Chordata, Mammalia, Artiodactyla, Delphinidae. Bases 197 to 1585 code for a protein of 462 amino acids. The record is from RefSeq and is a predicted model, not a curated record.
CGGCCCCGCCCCUCGGGGCUCCCGGAAAGCUCUGCGAGCGCUCUUCGGGAGGCAGGGCUGCUCGGGCUCGCAGCAGGGCCGCUGUGGGCUCUCUGUACUCCCAGCUUCAACGUCUCGGGCGGCCGAGUCUCUACUGGUGGCUGAAUUCCUAGACCCUGCUAAACAUUUACCAUUUUGGAAUUUAAAGUAUGACAUCAUGGCAAAGUUUCGAAGAAGGACUUGCAUCACUUUGUCACUUUUUAUUCUAUUUAUUUUCUCUCUGAUGAUGGGUUUAAAAAUGCUGAGACCACAUAAAGCUGCUUUUGGAGAUCCUUUUGGACUUGACCUUCUUCCAGAAAUUCGGCAACAAACUCCUCAUUUGGUAAAAACUUUUGAUUCCCAAAAGAGUGACAGAAUCGACAGUGAAACAAACGUCAAGAAUUUAAAAAGUGUUGAAAUCACUAUGAAACCUUCCAAAGUCUCUGAACCUUACCCAGAAGAACUGCCACCUCGGAAUUAUUUUUUACAUGUAUUUUAUUACAGCUGGUAUGGAAAUCCACAAUUUGAUGGUAAAUAUAUACAUUGGAACCAUCCAAUCCUCUCGCAUUGGGACCUUAGAAUAGCCAAGAAAUAUCCACAAGGGAAACACAACCCCCCAGAUGACAUUGGCUCCAGCUUUUACCCAGAGUUGGGAAGUUACAGCUCUCGGGAUCCUUAUGUCAUUGAAACGCACAUGAAACAAAUGUACUCAGCUUCAAUUGGUGUACUAGCCCUAUCUUGGUACCCACCUGACUCAAAUGAUGAGAAUGGAGAACCUACUGAUAACUUGGUACCAACUAUUUUGGAUAAAGCUCAUAAAUAUAAUCUGAAGGUCACUUUUCACAUUGAACCAUAUAAGAAUCGAGAUGAUAAAAACAUGUACCAAAAUAUCAGAUACAUUAUAGACAAAUAUGGAAAUCAUCCUGCCUUUUACAGGUACAAGACUAAGAAUGGCAGUGCUCUUCCACUGUUUUAUGUCUAUGAUUCCUAUAUCACAACAGCUGAAAAAUGGGCCAAUCUGUUAACCAGCUCAGGGUCUCAGAGCAUUCGCAACUCUCCUUAUGAUGCAUUGUUUAUUGCACUUCUAGUAGAAAAAAAACAUAGAUAUGAAAUUCUUCGAGGUGGUUUUGAUGGGAUUUAUACGUAUUUUGCCACAAAUGGCUUUACUUACGGCUCAUCCUAUGAGAACUGGGCUAAGCUAAAAUUUUUUUGUGAUCAGUUCGACCUAAUGUUCAUCCCAAGUGUGGGCCCAGGAUACAUAGAUACCAGCAUCCGUCCGUGGAACACUCAAAACACUCGCAACCGAGUCAAUGGGAAAUAUUAUGAGGAUGCUCUGAGUGCUGCACUCCAAGCCCACCCCAGUAUAAUUUCCAUCACCUCUUUUAAUGAGUGGCAUGAAGGAACUCAGAUUGAAAAAGCUGUUCCCAAAAGAAUCAGUAAUACCGUGUACCUGGAUUACCGGCCUCAUAAACCAAGUCUUUAUCUAGAUCUAACUCGUAAGUGGUCUGAAAAAUACAGUAAGGAAAGAGCAACUUACGCAUUCGAUCACCAGCUACCUGUUUCUUAAUGCAUUGAUUAAAGUUUAAUAAUUAUAGAUAUCACCUAAUUUCAAUACAUUCCUUUUGUUUUGCGUUAUGGAAAGAAAACUAUCAAAGUCAGUAUGUACUAUUAUCUCUAAUAAAAAUAAUUUGUACAUUUUUAAAGGUAGUAAUAUUAUCAUUGCCACCUUUUACGAUGGCGAUGUUGCACUGAGAAAAGUUGUGCAAAUAACAUUCCUUGUGGCAUAAUUUGGUGAAUUUCUGACUGGAAUUGAAAUCCUGCUUUAUAGCUAUUUUUGUUUCACAAUAGGUAAUUGCUUGUGUUAUAUAGAGUAGUUAGCACACAAUUAAAUCCUACUUGUAUUCUGGGCCCAAAGAAAAAGGACUGUGUAUAUAUCUGAUAUGUCUAUUGAAGACCAAAGACCUAAAAGAUAAUGUACAUGGUUCCUUUUUCAUUUUUUUAAUGAUCCAGUCAACUUCAUCAUAUUAGCAUUCAGACUCUGGAUAACUCUCCAAUAACAAUUCUUCAGAAAAAUAUCAUAUGCCUUAAGCCUUACUGUGAACCAUAUUUUGUUAGGAAGGUCUGCUUUCUAUAGUACAAUAUGUAUCAUCAUUUGCAGAUUUUUGGUUUCCUAGAGCUUGCUAGGUGUUUUGCAUGUCUGAUGUUUCUACAUUAUAUUGCUGAAUUUCAGGCUUUAGAAGGAAAAUCUUUUCAUAAAGGUUAAGGAUUGCUUCUCAGUUAUUAAAAAAAAAUAACUGCUUUACAAUUAUGAAAAUACAGUGCCUCAAAUGUUAUUUUAGGAUACCUUGUCAAUCUUUAACUUAUUUUAUUCAUAUUUUUCAAUUUAAUGUUAAUCAGAGACCAACUGUUAGAUAAGAAAAAGUUGAUACUAUCAUUGGAUUGCCUUCUUUUAAGAUUUGAAACUGUUUUUACUAAAACUAAUAGAGAAAAUUUACUUACCAUUUCAGAUUUUAAGGAUAUGGAAAUGAAAGUUCAUUACUAAGUUUGACGUUUUAUUAGGUAUAACACUUAAUGAUGGAAAUAUUUAAGACUUUAUUGUCUAUAAUAUAACAUCCCCAUCUAAAAACAUUAUACUUUUAUGUUACCUAACAGGUUAAAGAGUUGUGAUCAAUUGUCAUAGUGUGACAAAUUAAUCAUCUGUAAAAAUGAAUCUCUUUAAAAACUACAGAAUAAAAUACACUCUAUUAUUAUAGUUAAUAUUUUUAACUAGAACUAUAGUAAAAAAAUCUAAUCUAUAUGCUGUUACAUGAAUUUUUUUGAUAUUUAAUUUAUCAAAUGUAAGCAAUAGGGAAAUACUAAACAAUACAUACAAAUAUUCUGAAUAUAUGGACAUUCCUUCAGAAACAAAUUAGCAGUGGAAUUUAUCAUAAAAUAACUCAUUAGACAAUGAAAUUUAAUUUUAAGCAGGGCUUUUGAAGUUAACUAUCAUGUCUUUGAAAAGAAGCAUGAUUAAUGUUAAACUUAUUUAUAACUGAGAAUUUGCCAUUUCUCAGAAUGUUCAGACCAUGGGAAACCAGUAUAAGAGUAAUUUGUAAUUCACCUUGUAGAGGAAAUUACAAGAAUAAAUCACUAUAAUGUUACAACUAAGUAUCUUCAUAGGAACACUCAUACAGAUAUAACCUGUGGAUUUUUUUUUUCUUACAUCCAGUUAGCCACUAUAUGUUAUCUUAGGGAUAAACUCUAAAUAUGUUAUACUUAAUAAUAUUUAUAACAUACCAUAUUUUAUUAAAGUUUAGUUAGAGAGAUCUCUAACACACAGGAAUUUUUGUCAUUGCUUAUGUUGUAUGUUUGAACCCAUAAUGACAGACAAUUUUAUGAAAUAGUUCUGAGAUUAAGAGAAAGUGUAUAAAAACAAGGUCAGCAAAUCCUCAACACGGACACCACCAUUUCUCUCUUGCUCCCAUUGCAGACAUAUAGAUAGAUCAUCUAGGACUGCAGAAUUUCCCUCUGAGCUUUGUUCUAAUGCACUACCCCAACCAGCCACUGACAGUUGGUUUCAAAGUAAGAUAAAAUAGAUUCUGUCUUCAUUGCAGAAAGUUAAUUAAUUCUCAAGGGAAGAAUGUUUGGAAUCAGCUCUAAUGAUAGUUUACUGAUUUAUAACUAUUUGAAUAUGUUUCUUUUCUCCUGUUCUUAAAAAAACAGUUAUUAGAAGGAAUUAUCUCUAAUAAUUUUGUUAUUCUUAGGGAAGAACACUUUCAAAAUCUUCCUCAGGUAUUCAUUACACCUGCCUUUACCAUUUGACUUAUAACAAGUUUAGAUUGCAUAAUCACAAGAAAUCAAUUCUUUGCUUUUAUUUAAUUCAAUAGACUAAAGUAACUGUUAAAGAAAAACAGUAUAAUAUAUGCAAUGCAUGAAUCAAAAUGAAUUAUUUUAUGGUUUAAUCAGUCUAAUUGUUUUGACUGUAUAGAAAUCAAAUCUUUCUUUUACUACUCUCUUUAAGGACUGAUAUUGUCAAAAACUGCUGUAAUUGAUGUUGAUCUCAGCUGUAUAUUAACUUUUUUGUUUUAAGAGUAGUUUAAAAAUGACUAUUUUGUAACAUGAAGUAGUUAACUUUCACCUAAUAAAAGCAUACAGGGAAUAAAUUGUAUCUUAGAUAUAAAAAUCUGUUUCUUUUUUUUAUGAAAUGUUUUAUUUAAUUUCUGAUUAACAGUUCAAAAGUAAUAUUCAGUCGCCACUCUAUAUAUCUUCUCUAUUUGAAAUACAGCAUUUAAAAAGUAGAUAUCUUUUAACUGUACUUUUAAAAUCUGUGAAUUUGUGUUAUACACACAAAAAUAUGAAUUUUUUUAAUUUGGAAGAUGGUUUCUUAUUUUUUUAUUCUUUGGGCAUAAUCAUAUAUGAGCUCCAACAUCCUUUAGAAAAUUGAUCUUACCCUAAAACAGCAAAAGUAACAAGCCACUAGAGAACCUACCAAGUUCAUAACCAAGCCCUUUUUGAAACGGAUCAGUUAUUCAAUUUAAACAUAGUGACUGCUCCUAAACUCUAUAGUGCCUACGGUAGUCCUUAAAAGUCUUUAUCUAAAUUUUGAAUUAAGGUCGAACACUCUCAUGUCCUAUAGUGUAGAAGCAAUACUUUAUUUACGACCAGCAAAAUUUAUUUUUAUAAAUAUUUACAAUUUCAAAAGGAAAAAUUGAACCAAAAAGAGUUUUUUGGCUCAGCUAUUCCUUUUUUUUAAAAAAAGUAAAUUUAAAUGUACUUUAAAUUUAAAUUAUAUACUGACUGAUAUAUCCACAUAAAGGCUAAAUGUUAUAGUAUGCUUAAUACAGGAUUAUUAUCCUUCAGAAUGCAGGUACUACUUUGGCUUACUUACAGAGUCAUCCUUAGUCAAGUCAAAGAACUUAGUGGUAGUGCUAUUAUAUUCCAGCUAUCAAUGAAGGGGAGAACAUUUUUCAAUGUUACUAGAUUUUGUUGUUAUAAUUACCAUUUAUUAUAUCAAAAGAAAAAAUAAUUUAAGACCUAAUAAGCAAAUAAACAUAGAUCUAAAAUUUACUGAAGUCAAAACAUAGUGGCACUUUUUAUAUUGUGUGUUCUAAACUUCAUUUAAAGCAUCUUAUAUAUUGAAGUUCAAAUUUCUCAUUUAUAUAACCUUAAAUGUAACCAUAAAGUUAAAAAGCCUUAGAGUCUAUCUCAUUGAAAUAAUUAUUUCAUGAAACAAAAUAAUGAUGUACCAUGGUAGUGAUAAUUCUGUAUACAACUCAACUUAUAGUAUAUGAUUGUACUGUCAUGCUUUUUAUGGUUUUACUUUAGAUUUUUUUAAUUGAUUUUUAUUGGAGUAUGGUUGCUUUACAAUGUUGUGUUAGCCUCCACUGCACAACAGAAUGAAUCAGCCAUACAUAUAGAGAUAUCUCCUACUUUAGAUUUUUAACCUAUUUAAAAAGUCAAAACAACAAUCAUUAUAAACAACACAAAGUGGCAGUCUUCUGCUACUCAGUAGCAUUUAAAAUACAUUAAUUAUGUCCAUGCAUAAAAGUAUUUUUCAGUCCAUUUUGUAAAAGCCAUUUUCAAAGCACUAUAUAUCACCAUGUUAAUUUGAUUAUAGUAUCUAACAAUGUGACUUUUAUACGGAUCUUGAAAAUAUCAUAUGCAAAAGAGAAAAAUACUUAGAAGAAAUUCAUUUGUAAUACAUGCAGUACCUUUUAGAAAUGUAUAUGUUGGAACACAGUCACCUAAGAAUAGCAACCACACUUUUUUUUAGUUUAUACACACUAAAUUUAUAUUUGAGUACUGCCGUUAAUUACCCAAACAUAUUAUCCAUAUGGCAGACUAUUAAGCCAUUACUAUUAAAAUUGUGCAGUCCAGUCUGGCUUCAUGUAAAAAGUCAACCGCAAAUCUGAUAGCUAAAUUCUUACUUGAAAAUUUGCUGCAUUGUUAUAUUUAAAGUACAUUCUUGAAAAUUAUGCUCUUGGCUUUUUAGGUAUCUUGUAAGAACAAUAUCUAGUGACAGUCAUUAUAUGAACAGUAGUUGAGCUGAAAUUCUGUUUUAUUUUUCCUCAUGAGUGUUUGUAGCUAAAGGCUUAAUUUAAUCCUCAAAUAAAAUAUUCCAUUAAUGCA